Molecule: messenger RNA, 5489 nt
Organism: Gopherus flavomarginatus (Mexican gopher tortoise)
Lineage: Eukaryota; Metazoa; Chordata; Testudines; Testudinidae
Product: zinc finger protein 436-like
Exons: 10
Coding region: 8-2029 (673 amino acids)
Biological process (GO): central nervous system development; regulation of transcription by RNA polymerase II
Cellular component (GO): nucleus
Molecular function (GO): RNA polymerase II cis-regulatory region sequence-specific DNA binding; DNA-binding transcription activator activity, RNA polymerase II-specific
Source: RefSeq, a predicted model, not a curated record
CGGGGCCAUGGCCGGGGCCGGGAGCGCAGCGCGGAGGCUGUUCCAGCCCUGCAGCCCGCGGGGCAGCGCGGAGGAACCACAAAAGCAUCUGGCCCCUCUGGGAAAAGAGAGAGAAGCAGCUAAAGCCGAGGAGGAGCGACAAAGUGAGGAGCUGCUGAAACAGACGGCAGCCGAGAGGCAGAAGAUCGUCUGGGAGUGGCAGGAGCUGCGAGGGUGUCUGGAGGAGCAGGAACAGCGUCUGCUGGCCCGGCUGGAAGAGCUAGAGAGAGCCAUUGUCCAGAGAAGGGAUGAGGGCGUCUGCAGCCUGUCGUGGGAGAUUUCCCUGCUCAGCGAGAGGGGAGGAGAGAAGGGGCAGCAGCCGCUGAGCCAACCCCUGCAGGGUGUUGGGAGCACUGGGGGCAGCAGGGAGGACAGGACAUUUCGGAAGCUAGAGCCGUCGUUUGCGGAGCUGGAGAAGAGACUCAGCGAUUUUUCUCUGAAAAGUGCCAUGCUGCAGGAGGUGGUGCUGAGAUUCAAAGAGACGCUGCGACGGGGGCUGGGGAGCGACACAGCCAUCCCGAUGAUAAUUAAUUUCUGGGAAACAUCCUCAGCAGAAUUAUUUGAAGGUGUUGUACCAGACAGUAAAGGCACAGAGGCAGUGGCUUGUGGGAAAGAGGGCGGCAGAGUAACGCCCACCUUUGGCUCCAGAUUGUCCCAGCUUCCCACGGGACAGGGAAGGGAACUGGCUGUAGUGGAGCAAGUCCAGGGGCCGGUGACCUUCGAGGAGGUGGCUGUGUAUUUCACCAGGGAAGAGUGGGCUCUGCUGGACCCCCGUCAAAGAGCCCUCUGCAGAGACGUCAUGCAGGAGAACUAUGAGAAUGUGACCUCGCUGGCAGGUGAUGCAAUGGCAUGUGAGAAAGAGGAGCAGAAUUCUCAGCAGGAAAAUGUUGAGCCAGUGGAUAAACAAAGAGAAUUAUCGCAAAGCUCGAAAAGGAAUGUGUCCAGGAGUCAUGAGCAGGGAAAAUGCUGUGAGAUUCAGCACAGACCAGAAAGAGAGCAAGGAAACCAGCCAGAGGAGAAAAGGGGUAAUUUUAUUUCCUGUCGGGGAACUCGGAAGAGCAUCAAGGAAACCACAACACAGCAGGAAAUCCUCAUGGGAAAGAGGAAAAAUACAUGCACUGAGUGUGGGAAAACCUUCGCUUGCAGCUCAGCCCUUUCUAAACAUCAGAGAAUCCACACAGGGGAGAGGCCCUAUGAAUGCCAUGAGUGUGGGAAAAGCUUCACUAGCAGCUCAAACCUUUCUCAACAUCAGAGAAUCCACACCGGGGAGAGGCCCUAUGUAUGCAGUGCUUGUGGGAAAAGCUUCAAUUGCAAUUCAAGCCUUAUUACCCAUCUCAGAAUCCACACAGGGGAGACGCCCUAUGAAUGCAGUGAGUGUGGGAAAAGCUUCACUCACAGCUUUCACCUUACCAGACAUCAGAGAAUCCACACAGGGGAGAAGCCCUAUGAAUGCCGUGAGUGUGAGAAAAGCUUCACUAGCAGCUCAAACCUUUCUCAACAUCAGAGAAUCCACACAGGGGAGAGGCCCUUUGAAUGUUGUGAGUGUGGGAAAAGCUUCACUCACAACUCUCACCUUACUAGGCAUCAGAGAAUCCACACAGGAGAGAGGCCCUAUGUAUGCAAUGAGUGUGGGAAAACCUUCACUCUCAGCUCACAUCUUCUUACCCAUCUCAGAAUCCACACAGGGGAGAGGCCGUAUGUAUGCAGUGAGUGUGGGAAAAACUUCCUUCACUGCCAGCAGCUUAAUAGACAUCAGAGAAUCCACACAGGAGAGCGGCCCUAUGUAUGCAGUGAGUGUGGGAAAACCUUCAAUCACAGCUCAAACCUUCUUACCCAUCUCAGAAUCCACACAGGGGAGAGGCCCUAUAAAUGCAGUGAUUGUGGGAAAAAAUUCCUUCACCGCCAGCAGCUUAUUAGCCAUCAGAGAAUCCACACAGGUAUGAGACCCAAUGGAAGCAGUGAGUGUGGGAAAACCUUGUCUUGCCACUGAGCCCAUGUGAGCCCUCAGAGUAUCUGCAAGGGGGAUCAACACCAUAAAACCCUCUAGGGCUAUCAAUACUUUAAUACUUUCCUGAUUUCCACAUAGUAACUUGUAAAAGCUGUUUGAAGCACCGAUAUCCCUCAGCUUGUCCGGAUGAGUGAGUGGCCCAUUUUUGCAUUUUGCAGUUUGACUUCUUUGAGGUGGAUUCAUUUGUCCUUGCUAUCAACUCCAUUCUCCCAUGAGUAAUUCUAGUGUGCCCUUCCUAUCAGGAACCAGAGAGUAUCACAUUUAUACCAUUCCUCCUAUUGCAAAGUUCUUGUUAGAGUCACCAGUGAUACAGAUUGUAUCAUUGCCAAUUGUUCUCAUGUUGUGCUGAAGAGCAGCUAUAAUGGGAACUUUUCAUAUUAGAUUUAAAUGAAGAGGAGCAGGGGCAGGAAAAAAGUGUCAUUUCAGCCUCUGUGGUACUGGAAGGAGAUGUAAAAAGCGACAGAGUCCUGUGGCAGCUUACAGACUAAAAUACAUAUUGGAGCAUAAGCAGUAUACAAAAACUUGUAGAAGAACACUUCAAUCUCCCUGGACGCACAAGAGCAGACUUAAAAGUAGCCAUCCUGCAGCAAAAAUACUUCAGGGCCAGACUUCAACGAGAAACUGCUGAGCUUCAGUUCAUUUGGAAAUUUGACACUACCAGCUCAGGAUUAAACAGACUGUGAAUGGCUAGCCAGCUACAGAAGCAGUUUCUCCUCCGUUGCUGUUCACACCUCAGCUGCUAGAAGAGGGCCCCAUCCUCCCUGAUUUAACUAACCUUGUUAUCUCUAGCCUGAUUCUUGCUUGCAUAUUUAUACCCGCCUCUGGAAAUUUCCACUACUUGCAUCUGACAAAGUGGGAUUCACCCACGAAAGAUUAUGCACCAAUAUGACUGUUAGUCUACAAGGUGCUACAGGACUCUUUGUCACGUUUUACAGAUCCAAACUAACACAGCUACCCCUCUGAUACUUGGAAGGAGAUGGGGUGACUCAGAGAUUCCCUCCCUCCCCAUCAUGGCAGAACUGUUACAUUUUGUCUGAGCCAGGCAGAGUUUAUCGUCAUCACAUUCUACCCCUCCACUUCUCAAAGUAUCAUGUGAUGAAGUGUUCUCAGUUGUCUGUGCUUUGACUUAUUUAAUCCUAUACCGGAGUUGCUAUGACUGGAGAUGAAAGUAUCAAAGACCAAGAAGGGGAAUUCAAAUGGAUCCUAAAUGCCGUGUGAUCAUUUCGAGUUUAAAUCUCAGGUUCCAUCUAUUGGUCAAGCCAAUUCUGGCAAGGUGGCUGCUUUUUCCUCAUUAUGGGAAUGCUAGGAUAACAUAACUGACUAUUGAGACAGUGCUCAAUGAAAUCUGUUUGAAUGGAUCAGAGGAGAAUGUGAUGGGAGAAUCUCUUGUCCUGAUUCUAAAUAAUUAGAUGUAACCUGCUCUGGAAUUUCAAUUUACACUUUUAAUUGUCAUGUAUUCUCUCUCUCUCUGUGAUCUGGAUUUCUAUCUUUCUUGAUGGCUAUGUGGUCACACAAUUAGAUAUUAGUUCAGCUCAGAUUUAUUGGAGAAUUUAAGACAAAUGACCAUUUGCUGAAGUCAUCAUUUCUCACUUCAGCUUUGCUUUUUCCCCAUCCUUCCAUGAUGAUAUGGAGAAAGUUCAAGGGCAGUUCUGUCAAUAGGAGAGAACUUUCCAAUUUACUGGCCAUGCUAACAAAGACACAGCAGUGAGUUAAAGUCUCCACUUGGAAAUAGUGAACAACAGCAGACCCCGACUAACUGAAGGAAGUGCAUAUGACCACAGUGUAGUUCAAUUGUUUAAAUCAAUAUUGUCUCAGAUGGCUAUGUUGGCAGACGAAGGCCUCCUGCUGAUGUAGCACUAUCUACACUGGGGAUUAGAGAUGUGUAACUACGUUGCUAAGCUGUGUUGAUUUUUCACACCCCUGAGCAAUAAUUAUACCGAUAAAUGUCUUUAGUGUAGACCAGACAGUUUUCUCUUGUGUUUUCUGCAUUUGUAUCACUUCUCCCCCUACUUUCUACUACUUUGAAAGAUUUAAAGGGUGAAAAGAGAGGUAUUUUUCCUCAUGAUGCUAACAUUCCCACAUAGGAGACCCCUUCCACCAACACGCAUGGCAGAAGAACCGGAGAGAUAUGAACUCACAGAGGCGUUGGGACAAGCCACAACUUGAGCUAAGGUUCGGUUGUUGGCAAUGGGGAUUAAAAGAUAACUAACAUAUGUGACCAGAAUUUGUGAUCUUUGAAUAUAUUAGUGUUACUAGUGAAAAUGAAAUAAUAGGUGAUGUUAUUGGUUAAAGAGUAAGAGACUAAUUGUUUGAUCUGAAUUAUUUUGAAAAACUGAAAGUUGUCUUGUUUUUUUUCUUUUUUUAGUUGUACGGGAAAUGAUGGUUAAUCUUGAAAAGUUAAUUUGAUUUAAUUUACCCCCUGUAGUGUAAGGAGUUCUGGUAGAAAACCUCACUCCAAAGGUUGCGGUGGGAGAAUAGGUGUUAGAAAGAGUGUAGAAGAGAAUAUUGGGUCAGUACAGAUUUUAUUGUUUUGUAUUUCAAAUAGACCAUAUUUUGCUUAGCUUCAAAGUCAAUUUCUAUUAGGAGGAAAAUUGCUCAAGGAGACAAGUUGUAUAAGUUUUUACUCACUUACACUGUAAGCAUCACUGACUUUCCCACUUCUCUAAUUUGCAAAGGAAAAGCCUGACAUCUGUCAUAGGAUGUGUCCAGCAGGUAGGAAAGCUGCAGUUGUCAACCAUCAAUAGCAAGGAAAAGGCAGAAGUCCAUUGCCUUUCAUAUCUAAAAGCCAUCUAGAGGCUAGUUACACUAAAGAGCUAUGUUGACAUGGCCAUAUCUCUCAGGGGCGUGAAAAAUCCACUCCACUGAGAGAAGUAGUUAAUGUGACCUAAGCCCCAGUGUAAACAGGGUUAUGUUGUCAGAAGAAUAUUUCCAGUGUUUGAAGGGUAGACAUAGCCUUAGACAGACUGAUCCCCUCUGGGAAGCGAGUCAUGACAUCAAUUCCAGUUUUGACCCAUCUCCCUAUAUAUGAGAAAGCUGCUAGUAUGGAGGGCUGAGCCAGCUGUCCGUUCACCUGGUUCAGCUGAGGGAAAAGCUCUAAUUACCCGUAGUCCAAAAACAGAGAGAAAUGUUGAGUUCCAACCAUUGUCAUUUUAGUAUUUUAUUGUUCCUUUCUCUAUUUUUUGUAUUGGCCUUUCUGUUCUAUCAGAGUGUGACUGUAUAGCUCAGUGCAUGUGUGAUAAAUGCUCUUUGGUGCCAUUUGGCAGAGAGGUCAAAGUAAUUCACAAAAAACUCCUGCCUCAGACCUGACAGACUCACACCUAAUGUUCUGAUUUUUAUGAUAUUUAUCCAGGAAGCAUAGCAGUGAGAUCUCUACUGAAAGCUUGUAGAUUGUUACCCCUGAUCACUGCAAGAGGUGUGUAUGAGUCCUAUUGAAGGAGUCAUG